Macroventuria anomochaeta is the source of this 2247-nucleotide messenger RNA. RefSeq names its product N-acetylglutamate synthase. Bases 76 to 2247 code for a protein of 723 amino acids. Gene Ontology annotation, cellular component: mitochondrial matrix. NCBI's taxonomy places the organism in Eukaryota, Fungi, Ascomycota, Dothideomycetes, Pleosporales, Didymellaceae. Gene Ontology annotation, biological process: L-arginine biosynthetic process. The transcript is spliced from 2 exons. The record is from RefSeq and is a predicted model, not a curated record. Gene Ontology annotation, molecular function: L-glutamate N-acetyltransferase activity, acting on acetyl-CoA as donor; arginine binding.
CUUCACACCGCAACAUUGCGCGUGUGCUUCCAUAUACCCCUCAAUGUGUUCAGCAGCUGAGCGGUAGCAUGAAGAAUGGUCAUUUGCAAAGCCCCGGUUUGGGGCUUGGGGCGGGUUUCGACGAAACUCCCCAGGCUCGAUAGCACGAGCAGCGUCGCUGAGAAGACUUUCACUUCGCAUUUGCACACCACGGCAUGUCUCAAUGCAUUGAACAUACGUAGAGCAUCGAGCUCUGCCAAAGAGCGGCAGCGCGCUGAACGCGACCAAUUGACCCGCCUGCUCAAGGAAUCCGACGCCAAGCGCGACGCGAGAAAUUAUAUCAAGCACUUCGAUGUCACGAAGAAGGCGCCUGCAGAUGCUGUACCGAAAGCCAGACAGGCUGUGAGCGCCAUUCUCCACAACGACCCGGCCACAGCGCUCACCGGCGUGAACCUCGGCAACCUAUACGAGCCCACCAUCUUCACGCGCGAACAAUUGCCCGAAGAGAAAUUCAAAGAGAGUUCAGAUGAGCCAUUACACCUCGCACUGGUCAAGAUACGGCAGCCACAGGCCCUUGACGACGUCACACUGGGCGGCAUUGCUUCGACGCUGAGUCAAUUGGCGCAACUGGGUCUGAGCACAGCAGUCGUGCUGGACUGCGACGACGAUGCCUUUUGCGACACGGCACACGCACGACCGCCUCUCGAGCAGACAAUCAGAAGGCAGGCGACGCGCAUGGUGGCUGCUUUGCAGAAGUACAACGAGCCCGGCGCCCUGCUGGUCGAGCACGCUUUGAGCCAUGCGAGCUUAGGGGGAGACAGGCUGAGCACGGCGCAUGUGCGGGGAGAUGUGGAAGUCAAGGACAACUACCUCCUCUUCCCUCCAAUUGACGAUGGCGUCAUACCCGUCAUACCGCCUUUCGCAUACGACUCAGAUCUGAAGAGGGUCACUGUCUUGGCCGACGAUGUGGUUUUGGCGUUGGUUCGAGAAUUCGCUGGUCUUACAGGCGGAUCCAGUAGCAGCACUGAGAGCAACACGCAUAGCCGCCAAGAUGUGUAUGACCGGCCCAUCUUGGACCGCAUCAUCAUUCUGGAUCCUCUGGGCGGCAUUCCUUCCCAGAACAGAGCAGACGGUGCUCAUGUUUUCGUUAACCUCGAAGCUGAGUAUCGCGAUAUCAAGGGUGAGCUAGCCAAGGUUUCGCUGGAUGCAAAGUCGAUGGCCGGUGAAGGAGGGCCAGCAUCACUUGGCAGUGGUAAUCCAUUCUCACAAUUUGUCGAGAACGUGGUCGCCCCUCUGCCAGGUCGUCCAAAACAUCAGAUCGGCGACAUCCUGCCUCCCGAUCGACACACAAAGAACCUCAACGUGGUUGAGCGAGCGUUGAAGCUACUCCCGCCGUCGUCCUCAGGUCUCAUCAUUACUCCCACCGAGGCUGCUACCGAAUCACUCCCCGAACCCGACGAGUCCGGCCGCAGACCAAAGCCAUCCCCCAACCCAUUAAUCCACAACGUCCUGACCGACAAACCGAUGGUCUCAUCCUCCCUCCCAACAUCCCCAGCAAGUCGCCUGCACGGCCUGCACGCCCCAAACCCCUCCACCUUCCUAAAAAAAGGCAUCCCCCUAACCAUGAUUCCUGACCCACGCGUCUGCGGCCCCUGGCAACCACCCUCAACCGGCUACCCCAGCAUCGACCUCGCCAACGACCCGCGCAUCAACUUGCCAAAACUGGUAGAUCUCAUCAACGACUCCUUCCGCCGCAAGCUCGAUCCAAAGGACUACCUAGCGCGCAUCCAUGGCCGCGUGGCUGGCGUAAUCAUCGCUGGUGACUACGAGGGCGGCGCGAUAUGCACGUGGGAGACGCCCUCGACACUGCGUCAACACCAGUUCGGCUCCGCCAUUGAAUCGAAAGACACGGAUUCGCCGCACUGGGUCCCCUACCUCGACAAAUUCGCCGUCCUCACAUCGUCGCAGGGCUCAGGUGGUGUGAGUGACAUCGUCUGGGCCGCGUUGGUCCGGACGUGUUUCCCGCGCGGUGUGGUGUGGAGGAGUCGAACGAGUAAUCCGGUGAAUAAGUGGUAUCAGGAACGGAGCACGGGGAUGUGGAAUCUACCCGACGGGCAGUGGACGAUGUUCUGGACUGUUGAGGGGGUGACGGCGGGGUGGGGAGGCGUUGAGGGCAGGGAGCAGGAGAUGAGGAGGUGGGAUGCGUAUGUGGAUGUUUGUUCGGGGAUUGAACCGAGUUGGUUGGAUGGGAAAAAACAACUUGAUUAA